Molecule: messenger RNA, 287 nt
Organism: Ambispora leptoticha
Lineage: Eukaryota; Fungi; Glomeromycota; Glomeromycetes; Archaeosporales; Ambisporaceae
Source: the annotation of a GenBank genome assembly
AUGCAGAUUCGUGGCUUUGACGGAGAUGGUCGUGAUUUUAAUAGUGGCCAUACACUUCGUGAUAUUCAUCACUCCGUUCCUGGUAUUAAAGAUUUUGCCGUAGAUUCAUGGCCUUCUGUUCGUCCUCCAUUACUAUUAAUAUUCGAAAUAUUACUAUCAGAAGCUAUAAUUUUUGAAAUAUGGAAACAAUUGGAAAGACCCUUAUUCCAAGAAUACUACAAGCAAGGUCUAUUACUUGCAAUACCAAUGGACAUAAGUUCUUAUCCUACCCGCACGAGAGACCAUGG